CUCACCUUCACCUACACUGCUCAAGACUCUAAAGAGCUAGUUCACGACAACUCACGAAUAACACAAUGUUCAACAUGUCGCGCCUCUUCUUCCUCUUCUCCCUCUUCGUCACCCUCUUCACGUUCUCGAGUGCCGCGCCCAUCGACCUUGACCGUCGAGACGUCUGGGUACCAAAGGUUCUCUACCCUCACGCUGGUACUGUCUGGAAAAUCGGAAACCACCACAACGUCACUUGGGACCUUUCUCAAAAGCCUGUUAAUGUCACCAACCCUAUAGGCCAGGUGUUCCUCCGCAGAGGUGGUCUCACGGACGGGUCGAACCCGCUUGCUUCAGGCUUCCAACUCACAGACGGACGCGUAGAAGUCCAGGUACCAAACGUCACUCCCGCUAACGAUUACCAGAUAGUCCUCAUGGGCGACUCCGGCAACUUCAGUCCCGAGUUCUCCAUCGUGGCUGCCUGAAUUUGAAGGGAGUCCAGACCAGACUCACGCACUCUCACCCACGUACUGUUUGGAUGUUUUCGAAACGCGACGAUCUACCCUUCCUAUCAAUGAACGGACCCUCUUCCUCUUUUUCUUCUCCCAACCCAAUGAAAUGACGCCGCGCAAUGAUCAAUGAUCAAUGAUCUGGACUUUCAAUGAAUGAAUCAAUGACAUGGGACAAUUUUCUUUCUUUCUUAACGGACCUUGGACUCUUUCCUCUUCACUUCACAUGGGACACCUAAUCAUCCAAUCUUCUAAUCUUCAUUGUGUAUUAUUCUUUUUCACCUUUCACUUUUCACUUUUCACAUUCCAAAUGGACCUUCCCCAUCCCCAAUAAUCGUGUAAAAGGUUAAACGCAACCCAACCUCUGUGUUUUUUUUGCUUUCUUGCUGUAUAAUGUUUUCGAUGUAGGUAGGAAUGAGUGUAAAAUAAAUUCAACUUUUGGUCGGUCUG
Fomitiporia mediterranea MF3/22 is the source of this 935-nucleotide messenger RNA. RefSeq lists its product as uncharacterized. The record is from RefSeq and is a predicted model, not a curated record. Lineage: Eukaryota; Fungi; Basidiomycota; Agaricomycetes; Hymenochaetales; Hymenochaetaceae. The coding region runs from base 75 to 461 and encodes 128 amino acids. The transcript has 3 exons.